Octopus sinensis (East Asian common octopus) is the source of this 1709-nucleotide messenger RNA. RefSeq lists its product as uncharacterized. The record is from RefSeq and is a predicted model, not a curated record. NCBI's taxonomy places the organism in Eukaryota, Metazoa, Mollusca, Cephalopoda, Octopoda, Octopodidae. The transcript is spliced from 11 exons. Bases 297 to 1403 code for a protein of 368 amino acids.
AAGAUAAAUUUACGAAAUUCUGAUCUUUUUGUUUUUUUAAGUUCAAAGUUAUUUCUUUCCGCCGAGCCCGGUCUGUGUUUUUAGCCUUCCGUUGCUAUAGAGACAGCUGCGCACACUUUUCGGAUUGAAAAUGAAGCGUUCAAGAGGAGAAUCAACCGAUUCACUCAAGUGCUACCUCAUGUAACAAUCAAUGUUCAGAUCUACUUUACAAGAAAAUAUAUCACAGCAGGAAAUUGGUAAAAUAUAAAAAUGGACUUUCAGAACAAUUUAUGAGAAAGUUUUUUCAAUAAAACACAAUGGCGGAAAGACGAAUGAGAGAAGCAGUUCAAACGAUUGAAAGAGCCUGGUUAUCCAACAGGGACCGGAAGAUAUUUAAGCUUUUGAAACAUGCCGUUUGCGCUGCUGAACAGUGUAUCACAAGUGUUUUUCUUCAGACCAUCUCACCACAUGAAGCUGAAUUACUCCAGGAUCCAACAAUGUCAGCCUAUGUUCGACUGAGGUUUGGUGGAAGAACCUUCCCUCCAUUGGUAUAUUUCAAGAUUUUCCUCCACCAAAACGGCCCAGUUAUCAAAUAUCUCAGUGGGAAAACAAUGAUGACUCCAGCAGCAACUGAGGCAAAUGAAGACAGCCUUAAAAUAAAGGGCCCUCGAUUAUUCUUUGAUCAACUCCUGUAUGACCAAGUGCAACAUCACUGCAGGAAAACAACAGAUUUUGUUGACGUUGUGACGCUGAAGGAUUACAUGCAGUACCUGGCCCAUAUCGAUGAAACUCCUGCUAAAUAUGGUGGCAAAUGUAACUACUGGAGACUUCUUUCUCUAAAUGACGUUCCACGCCAUAUCAUCUUCUACGAUAUUGUUGAGUUUUUGUACAGUGGCAAAGUUUCUCCGGAUAUCCAACACCAUCUCACAAAUCUUCUGGUGAAACCAGUUAAUCCCAAAAUCCAAAUGUUACACCUUAAUAUCAUCUCAGCUUUGAAAUCAUCAAUUUCAUAUCCGUUGGAACGACUCAUGAAAUGUCCUGAAAUAAAGGGCAAUAAAACGAAGCGUCGGUCCAAACGAGCGGUCAAGAAAGUGAACAAAAUGAGGGAACUCUAUCUACAAGAACAAGAACGACAAGAAAAAAGUAAGAUGUCUCAGUAUUCCACACCGCAAACGCCCGAAAAUAGCAUUUCACUGAAACCCUAUUCUGGAUAUGAUGACGACGACGAUGACAGCAUCAUCAUCGCAUCAAAAACUAGCGACUUUGUUACUGCCACUGUCCACACCGACAACGACGAUAUGUCCACCGGUCAAGAUGACGACCUUGACCCGAACGACAUGGACAACGAAGCACUUCGGCUCUACCAAUGGACGCAACAUUUGUCUCUGGACAACAUCUUGAACCCCUCAAGACUCAGUCUUUAAGCAUUGGAACCCACUCCGCCACUUUUCCUUCGACUGGGUUCAAACACAGCGCCCGCAUUUGUUUCAUACCGUGGUUACAACAUUGUUCUGUUAAAACUUGGAAUGGAUAAAGCAUAACAUUAAUUCUGUUGACUGCAUCAUGGAGACUACACAAGUUUCAUAAGACACAAGCAUGAGAGUUUCAAAGGAUUUCUUAUAUACUUGGCUUUUUCUUUUAUACUUUUGUAUGUUUUGUAUGAUGUUCUUUUAAAAAAAAUGUAAAUUAAUAUAACAACAUGGAUAGCAAUCAGUAACAUCAAUAGUAGU